Tetranychus urticae (two-spotted spider mite) is the source of this 923-nucleotide messenger RNA. Its product is annotated as ER membrane protein complex subunit 7 homolog. The record is from RefSeq and is a predicted model, not a curated record. Gene Ontology annotation, molecular function: carbohydrate binding. Gene Ontology annotation, cellular component: EMC complex. NCBI's taxonomy places the organism in Eukaryota, Metazoa, Arthropoda, Arachnida, Trombidiformes, Tetranychidae.
AAAUUUUCCCAUAUGAUUUAUAGUUUUUUACAGGUUUAUCAAUAACUUUAAUUCAUGUUGUACUGUUUUGUUUAUUAAAUCAUUAUUAUUCCAUCCAUUGUUAUAUUUUAGGAAUAUCAUGCUUUAUUUUGUAAUUUGUUCGAUUUUUGUCUCAUCAUUAUGUAUGGCACAAGAGGGUCCAGUUUAUGCAUCUGAAACGCUUGCCAAACAAUCCAGUUUCCAUACCAUUGAGGGACGAAUUUUUCCGAGUCCUAACUCAUCUAUCACACCAUCUUGGUUCACAUCAACUCGAAUCAUUGUUAAUUAUGGUCAAUUCAUUGGUUUUAUGAAGAGAGAUGGAACCUUUGAAAUAAAUAAUGUGCCUCCGGGAUCAUAUCUUGUUGAAGUUAAUAAUCCUGACCUUUUUUAUAAGCCUGUAAGAGUUGAUAUAAACUCCAAAGGAAAAAUACGAGCUCGUAAAGUUAACUAUAUUCAAAGCUCAGCUGUGCAGCAAGUGAAUUAUCCACUGAAAUUCAAGCCUCAAUCUUUCUUUUCCUAUUUCCAACAACGUGAGACUUGGCGAUUAACUGAUUUCCUUUUCAACCCAAUGGUCAUGAUGAUGAUUUUACCUUUGAUUUUGAUAAUGAUUCUACCUAAAAUGAUGAAUGCUGCAGAUGCCGAAACUCAACGGGAGUUACAAAACACUCAGAUGCCUGAUGUUCCUGAAUUUUCAGAGAUGAUGACGAAGUGGUUUACCGGUGGUGCUCCAUCUGGAUCUACUAAGCAGAUCGGAAGGGGAGAAAAAACUAGUACUAAAUUAGUGAAGAAAAGAUCAUGAAAACCAUCCAAUAGUUGAAGACGAUCGUUAUCGAUUCUCUUGUUUUUGUAAUUUAAUAUUUAUUAUGAUAAAGAUAAGCUUUACAAUCAUGUUGAUUUUUAUUUAA